AUGAGCUCGAAACGAAAUUCUACAACUGCUCAAGACGAAGCACCCCCACCAUAUGAAGAAGCGGUCAAGACGGGUUCACCAUUACCACAACCCAGCAGCUCCAACAGUCGACCAGCAGCUCCCCGUCCACAGUCGCAACUUCGUCCGAGCUCCCUGACGUACAUGCCAUCGCCUGCUCAUUCCCAUUCUAACUCAUAUUCCCAUUCGCCAGCUCCCGCACCAUCAAGUGGAGGAGCAGUAGGGGGAGCUUCUUCAGAUCUACCUUUCAAGUACCCCAGGAACUUCCAUUGCCGCAAAUGCAACAAUACAGGAUACAAGCUCAAGAACGGCAAGACAUGCAAAGACUGCUGGGAAAGAUUUGCACCCCGCAACACCUCAAAUUCAGUCAAUCACAAUUUCCAUCCACAACACUUUGGAUCCACGACAUUCAUCCCGUACGGCAGCCCAUCCGUGCCCAACCCUCACCCUGGUGGACGAGGUGGCGGAAGUGGGUCGUUUUUCAGCACGGCCCCUACUGUGCCCUUGCGAGUGCCACCGGGUGAUCCGAGAUUGGGUGGUGUGCUUUGUGGUAGGUGUAGAGGAUCAGGUAUGGUGCGGUUCUUGUUGGAUAUGGAGUUGUGUCCCGUGUGUUCGGGAUUGGGUCGGGUUGUUAAUGUUCCUGCGCCUGCACCACCACCAGUUCCAAUUCAACAAUAUCAACAGCAACCACAUCCCUCGAUGUAUUAUGGAGAUCGAAAGAGGUAA
Molecule: messenger RNA, 744 nt
Organism: Lodderomyces theae
Lineage: Eukaryota; Fungi; Ascomycota; Pichiomycetes; Serinales; Debaryomycetaceae
Exons: 1
Coding region: 1-744 (247 amino acids)
Cellular component (GO): cytoplasm
Source: RefSeq, a predicted model, not a curated record